GGGACUGACGGCGAGACGUACAAUAUCUCCUCCAAUGACCACGUACAGAUCCGAGAGGUGGCGGAGAAGAUACUUCGAUGCUUCCAUCUCGAUGGGACCCGUGAGUUCGACGACUGGAUCGAGUUUGUUCCGGAUCGCCCGUUCAAUGAUAGUAUGUACUGGACCGACGAUUCCAAGCUGCGUGCGCUUGGAUGGAAACAGCGGAUGAGUUUCGACGAGGCACUACGGGUGACUGUCGACUGGUAUUGUCGGGACAGCGAGGGCUUUUGGCCAAUGUGUGAUAGCUCGGUGAGUACCGUCGCCGUUGAUGAAGAUAUUGUUAUUGCCGAAGGCAACCAUAUUCGAGCUAAUGGCGGCGACACAGACCAUCCAAGUUCCCCACCUGGGCGGAAUCAAGGCCGCUACGCCCUCUCCAAUGACCACUACGACCCGUCAAAGCCGACAUGCGUUCUGAUCAAUUCUAUGUGCAUGACUGUCUCGCUCUACCAUGAUCAAUUCAACAAUAAGGAGCUGACCGAUGCGAUGAACCUCCUGGCCAUCGAGCCCUUGGGUCAUGGCGCGACCAGCUGCCCCUCCGAGCAUUUUACCUACUGGGAUUCGGCCGUCAUGGCGUUACAGGUCAUGGAUCACUUUGGGAUCCAGAAGGCGUUCGCCCUGGGAACAAGCCAAGGGGGGUGGAUGGUGACGAGGAUGGCAUUACUCGCACCGGACAGGAUCCUCGGUCUCAUGCCCCUGGGCACGUCCAUGGAUUACGAAUCAGCCGAUUCUCGAUCCAAGGGGUGCUGGGACCCCGCAGCCAGUCUGACAGCCUUCUAUGACAAGUGGACGAGCCCUGGCGCCACACCUGACUUUGUUGUAGAUGAUGUUUGGUGUGGGCUGGUAGGAGGCAUUGGCUUCGGGGCUGCGGCCACCGCAGAGAAGUCUGCAUUCUGGACUAAAACCCUGAAAGAAGUAUACCAGGGUGACGAGGGACGCAAGAAGGUGCGGAUGGCACUUAAUUGCCUCCUGGAGCGUGACGGAUUGUUGCUCCGACUGAGGGACAUCAGAUGUCCUGUUUACUGGCUACAGGGCACGGAGGAUACGCCGUUUGGGACAACAGUUCCUGCGGAACAAAUCAAACUUUUCACUGCUUCCCCAGAGGCCAAAUUGGUCAUGAUCGAGGGCGGUGCGCACUAUCUCAAUGCCACGAACCCGAAGGAGAAACCUUUAAAUCCCGUCAAGCUUACUGUUGUUGAUACCAACUCGUGCAAGUGGCACGACUUGCCGGUCGACUUCAUGAAAUGCGCCAUACAGGUUAUGCCAUUAAUCAAUGAUACGGAGUCGGGCAUGGCAAUAGUCAAGGCCAGACAUCACCGGGGCGUAUGUGAUCCUUGGCAUAGCCAUCCGUGUGCCCAUGCAUUGUAUGUCCUUGAGGGCACACUGAAGACGCACCAAGGCAACUAUGAACCGGGACACUUUGUCGCAUUUCCAGAGGGAGGGGUGAUGAUACAUGGAGCCACCGAUGAGCAGGAUUGUGUGGUCCUCUUUAUUACGAAUAAGAAAUUCGAGAUCCAUUUUGCGGGGGACAAGAACAAUCCUAAAGCACCGGUGCUGGCCUCUGGUUAG
Aspergillus nomiae NRRL 13137 is the source of this 1605-nucleotide messenger RNA. RefSeq lists its product as uncharacterized. The annotation marks the transcript as partial. The record is from RefSeq and is a predicted model, not a curated record. The transcript is spliced from 5 exons. Lineage: Eukaryota; Fungi; Ascomycota; Eurotiomycetes; Eurotiales; Aspergillaceae.